Molecule: messenger RNA, 1865 nt
Organism: Pocillopora damicornis (cauliflower coral)
Lineage: Eukaryota; Metazoa; Cnidaria; Anthozoa; Scleractinia; Pocilloporidae
Product: N-acyl-phosphatidylethanolamine-hydrolyzing phospholipase D
Biological process (GO): N-acylethanolamine metabolic process; N-acylphosphatidylethanolamine metabolic process
Cellular component (GO): cytoplasm; membrane-bounded organelle
Molecular function (GO): zinc ion binding; N-acylphosphatidylethanolamine-specific phospholipase D activity
Source: RefSeq, a predicted model, not a curated record
ACCCGGCACAAUUGAAAGCGGAAGUGUUGAACGAAGCAGGAUUUACGCCUAUCUCGACUUUUCUUCGAGUUUCAUUUACACUGGGCUUGAUCUAGUAAAUCUUUGGAAGUUAAGCUUCUAAAACUCAAUCGAUAAAGCUUCAAACUAUGGGCUCACAGCUAGAAAAACAAGAUGACAAGGUUGUAGGAAAUGAGGAAUACCCCAAAGCUGUAAGAGAAAAUGGAAUCUUUAAAAUACCUUGGGGAGGAACAAAUCCAUCAGGACUAACAGCACUGAAAUGGUUCAUGACUUCAACAAACAGAAGUGGUUUACCAGGAUUCAUGGUUUCAAGUUUCUAUAAUUAUGACAAUGAGGAAUUAAACACCAAUCUACCAGUUCUGUCUCCAAACAAAGCUGCUUUAAAUUCUCCUCCACCUGAUGGUCUUCAAGUCACCUGGAUUGGUCAUGCCACUGUCCUGGUACAGAUGGACGGUCUCAAUAUUCUCACAGACCCAGUCUUUAACAGCUACUGUGGAAUGACUCGCAUGGUAGGCGUGAAACGGUAUCGUCCCCUCCCUUGCACUGUGGAUGAACUUCCAGACAUUGAUGCUGUGUGUAUCAGCCAUAACCAUUAUGAUCAUCUUGAUCACACAACUGUCUGUGAUCUAAACAAGAAGUUUGGUAACAAAAUCCAUUGGUAUGUGCCAAUGGGGCUUCAUAAAUGGAUGUCAGACUGUGGCUGUGAAAAUGUUGUAGAACUUCAGUGGUGGAAUGAACAUUUUCAUCCAAAAUUCACAGAUCAGGACAAAGCAGUCAAGUUUGCUUUUACUCCAGCACAACACUGGUGUCGCAGAGGAAUAAAUGACAACAACAAGGUUCUUUGGGGAAGUUGGUCAAUCAUAGGUCCACAACACAGAUUUUUCUUUGCCGGUGACACUGGUUACUGUCACAUAUUUAAACAAAUAGGCAAGCGAUAUGGUCCAUUUGAUCUGGCAGCCAUACCUAUUGGAGCGUAUGCACCAAGAGGGCUUAUGCAGUUCCAACAUGUUGAUCCUCAAGAAGCAGUUGAGAUACAUGAAGAUGUCCGGUCAAACUUCUCUCUUGGCAUUCAUUGGGGAACCUUUAAUUUGUCAUAUGAGCAUUAUCUUGACCCACCAAAAGAACUGAGUGCGACACUGGACAGAAAAGGAAUUCCACAAACAGAAUUUCACACCAUAAAACAUGGAGAGACCAAAGUUAUCACAAGUGAAGUUACAAAACAGGCUCAAGCACGACGCAGUGCUGUUGUCUUUGAAUCCUCGCACUAAAAAUAAAUGUCCACAAAAAAAUAAUAACUUAGUAUUAACCAGACAUGAUGGCUAUACUGGGGAAUAUUUGCCUGAGGUUGUGACAGUACAGAUCAAUAAGUGCAGUGAGGUCUGUAUGAAAAUGACCAAGGACUAUAAUUCCCCUGUGCGACUCGAGCAAGCAAGGUUAAUAACUAAUUUAUUUAUGGCACCCAAACCAAACUUGUUUAUUUUUAGUUUGCUGGCUUGCAAGAACAAAAAUACAUGGUUUAUGGCUGUAUAUAAAGGUCUGUAUAGCAAACUCUGGACCAAGUAAGAACCCAUUAAAACACUGGUUUACCUCAAGACUACAGUGCCAUUUAAUAAUUAAUUAAUACAGAAGAUAUCAUAGAUAUAUAUCCCUUUGUUGUAAGGGGUCAAGUUUGAAAAGUUUGUAGAUUAUAGUGCUUGAACUUUUAUGAAUCUAAAAAUGUGUACAGUUGGAGAUUUACUAAAGGUCAUCCAGGAAAAAUAUUGUUUGCAUGAGACAAAACAAAUAUUUGAGGAUUUGAAAAUGUUGAUUUGCUCUUUAAGAGCUUUAAAUUAUCUCAAAUUCUAGUU